Messenger RNA from Chara braunii, 2360 nucleotides. Lineage: Eukaryota; Viridiplantae; Streptophyta; Charophyceae; Charales; Characeae. The record is from the annotation of a GenBank genome assembly.
CGUCUGAUCUUCGGUCCAGAAUGAAGAAUCUGGCGAAGUGGGCCCUGGGCCUUGGGCCCUGGGCCCAGGGACUUUUCAUUGUCGACGAUUGACAGAGUGCCAGAGAGUUCGUUUCCGAAAGGAGGACUCGGCCGAAAGAAGGUACCUGUCGUCGUCUUCGGCCGGUGGACGUCGCUUUAAUUGAUUGACCCUCCUCCCCUUCCCUUCAGCUUCGCCAUAUCCGACACUUAACCCCCCACACGACUGGCUCUCUCUCCCCUGUCCCUCUACACGUUUGCCCGGGCAAGCGGCACGUCAUCUCAUGGGUCUACAGCUUGCAGGCAAAGAGGGAAGCGGGACUGAAUGCGAUCGUCGCCACAGGGUUUGUAGUUAGGUUGGCUGGGAGAGAGGGAAGGAAGGGUGCGCUGGAGGUCCUCUUGUCGUGGUGUGGGUGACACAGACACCACCGGUGUUUUCUACUGCCCAAGGCGCUGAGUAGAGUCAUAUUGAGGGGCAGCAAUUUGCCGGGCGCCGAGCAGCAAUUUGAUUGGGAAAGAAAGGGGAAGCAAAAGUGGCUCGACCUCUGCGUGUUGUUUUGCGAUGAGAGAAGAGAUAGAUCUGGCUGAUGAUAUUGAAAGGAGUGAGUGAGAGUGACAAACUACUCAUAGUGGAACCAUUUUGCGGAGGAGGGCGGAGAGGGUCACAGCACCUCUCGGCAGAUAGACCUCCUGUAAAUUUUCAGCUCUGAGUCAAGGCGUGGUGUGACAGGGUGGUACACAAUGGUGAAACCCCAAUAAUGGGGGGCUGCGGCAAUCUGAUGGCGGGUUGUGGCAUUGUUGAGCUGUGAGUGAAGAAGGGGGCAUUGUAUUUAGGUGCUUCAGGGUGACAGAGUACAAAAAGGAAGGAGCAGCAACGCGGUACGGGCAGAGGAAGGUUUGAUGGCGGCAUCCACGGCUGUGCUGACGCCAACAAGUUUAUGCAGUCGUGAUAGAAUGGCGAUUUCCGUUGCAAUCGCCAACUCACCUUCUCCAUUGUCAGCUCCACUGACAAGAAUAGCGACAGCCACUCCGUGCAUCCAAGCAGCAGCUGUUGCUGCCGCUGAUGUCAUUCCAGGGUGUCAUCCAGGACACGAUGUCCUUGUUGUGAAAGACAGAGUAGCGUGGCAACCGCUGAGGCAUCGUCUCCUCUGGAAGCACCAUCAGCAGCAUUUGGCCUUGUCCAGUGACCGUGUUGCGAAGCAGCGGUUUUGUAGACACAGGUCUCAUCACACUGGUGUCAGGGCGGCUGCAUCUUCGUCCUCGGAGUCCGUGUCGGAGUCUGCUCAGUCAUCUGUGUCAGAGACCGGCCAGUCGGCACCAACUCCACCUACGGUGCCAAAAUGGAAGCAGAAGCUGGAGGCAGCAAAUGCCCGCGCGGAGUUGACGCGCCGGUUGUCUCAGCAGAAGCAGGAUGAGUAUAGACUACAGCAGCAACACCAGCGCAGCGGGACCGGUGCGGACAAGAGCGUGGUUCGACUUCGGGACCUGGAAUACCAACCAUAUGUGACAGAGGAAGGGAAGAUUGUUGACUGCACCAAGGCUGGAGCCAAGGCGAGCGUUUUCGCUGUCUUUGACGAAGACAAAACACUGCAGUAUGUCGGCAUGUCUCGCCAGGUUUAUCAGAGCAUGAGGCUUCAUUUUGCCAGAAUGCCUUCAAAAUGCCAUUUUGUAAAGGUUGUGCAUAUCGCAAGUCCGAGCCGCGCAGUCUUGGAAUCGAUUCAGACGGCCUGGAUCACAGAGAAUGACACCCGCCCACCCGGAAACGAUGGGGGAGAGAUCCAGCACCUGUGGGAAAACGCGCUGGACUGCAAACCGUUGAUGACGGACGAGGAGAAGGAGCUGAUUGAAAAGACAGAAGAGGGACCCAAGCGAGCCCGCACCCUGAAAAAUGUGGCGCGCCGCAUAGAAAGUCAACUGGUGGAGCAAUUCAAGCUUAGAAACGUCUCGGAAACCCUACGGUUCGACCCCAAGUUGAAAGAGAAGGGUUUGCUUGACCUGAAGAGUACACAGUAUGUUCCUGAUACGUCGGUACCAACGGCAGCUCCAGCUGCACAAGCGAGUGCUUGAGAAGAAGGGACAGAAUAUAUAUAUAAAAAAGAAAAGAAGAAGGGACAGAAGAAAAUAAAGAAGAGAGCAAAGGGCCAAAAAAUGAAGGGAAUGAGAGAAGCAAAACCCUGAGGCUGGGCUGGCCUGAGGAUUCAGAAACUGGCCAUUUGGGGGUUGAAAUGGCCAUUUGGGGGGUUGAAAAAAUGGUCCAAGGAAGCAGGGUUGUAAGUUGUAAACGUGUAAGAAAAAGUUACCACUAAAUUAUUAUUAAAAACAAAAUAAAAAAUUAUUAGUAUG